Messenger RNA from Oryzias latipes (Japanese medaka), 1787 nucleotides. RefSeq names its product claudin-3. Gene Ontology annotation, cellular component: membrane; bicellular tight junction. Gene Ontology annotation, molecular function: structural molecule activity. NCBI's taxonomy places the organism in Eukaryota, Metazoa, Chordata, Actinopteri, Beloniformes, Adrianichthyidae. The record is from RefSeq and is a predicted model, not a curated record.
GUGGCUGUAUCCUUAUAGCUUCAUCACACCUUCUCUGAGCUGCUCCAUUUCAACAAAAUCCUGGCAGAGCAAAAAAAUCUGAAAGAGGUUUUUGUGUUUGACUUUCUGGACUUGUCGCCAUACAAAGAGGAAUCAUGUCGAUGGGUUUGGAAUUGGUGGGCAUUUGUCUUGGAUUCAUUGGAUUCAUCGGUGCAAUAAUAAUAUGCAUCUUGCCUCAGUGGAGGACGACGGCUUUCAUAGGAUCCAACAUCGUCACCGCUCAGGUCAUCUGGGAGGGCUUAUGGAUGAACUGUGUCACUCAGAGCACAGGCCAGAUGCAAUGCAAGAUAUAUGAUUCUAUGCUGGCGUUACCUCAAGACCUGCAGGCCUCCAGAGCAAUGACAGUCGUGGCCAUUAUACUCGGAGUGCUAGGGGUGUUGAUCUCUAUUGUUGGAGCCAAGUGCACCAACUGCAUUGAAGAUGAAACAGGAAAGGCCAAAGUGAUGAUCAUUUCUGGGAUCUUCUUUAUCCUCGCCGGCCUUCUGGUCCUCAUUCCUGUCUCCUGGAGUGCGAGCGCCAUUAUCCGGGAUUUUUACAACCCAGUAGUGGUAGAAGCGCUGAAGAGGGAGGUCGGAGCAUCGCUCUACAUUGGCUGGGGAGCAGCUGCCCUUCUCCUGAUUGGAGGGGCUUUGCUGUGCACCAGGUGUCCACCAAAAGAGGAGAAAUACAAGCCAACAAGAAUGGCCUACUCUGCACCACGCAGCGUCAGUGCAGGUGGAGGAUAUGACAAAAAGGACUAUGUUUAAUGCUUUUUUAUCUAUGCUUGUUUGUCCGUGUUCUUCUUACAGUUUGAAACUACAGGGUAACACUCUGUUAAAGACUCCGAGAUGAAGAUAUUUGUAAAAACAUUUCAACUUUUUACUUUGCUGGCAGAUGAAAAAGAUUGCCUUCAGUUUGACAAUACUUUGUUUGCUUACGUUAUGCUUGUUUAAGAUAAUGUGUUUAUUCUACUAAAGUAAUGCUUUUAAAAUGAUCUGCUUUUUCAUUGACAGUCUGGUGUCAUGUUUCACUGAAACCUGCUGUUAAAACAUUGUAUUGCCGGUGUUGCGGAAAUGCCAAGUCCCUCUUUACAUAGAUUUGAAUCUAGGAUUGUUCAUUGUGCGUGUACUGCAUGUAAUAUAGGAGAGUUCUGUCAAGACUAAACUUAGAUCUGGAGGCACAAGGAGCUUUUAUUUUACAAAAUGUGUUAUAUACAUAUACAUAUAUAUAUAUAUAUAUAUAUAUAUAUAUAUAUAUAUAUAUAUAUAUAUAUAUAUAUAUAUAUAUAUAUAUAUAUAUAUAUAUAUAUAUAUAUAUAUAUAUAUUUGCAUGUUGUAUAUUGUAUUACAUAUUUAUCAUAUUUUUGUAACUUUGUUUUAAGCUUUUCCUAAUGUUUUGCUGCCAUGACGGCAUGCAUUUUUUUCUGGCUCCCUAAAUUUCUAGGCCUCAGUUAGCAUCACUGAUUGUUAAGGGGUGAUGUUACCCACUGGUUUUAACUGAACCCAUUUGAAGACAGUUUUUUUCGUUCCUUUAUAUUAUCAUAUAACUUACAUUGACGUCACCAAAUUCCGACCUUUUCAAAAACAGGAAGUGUGAGGGAGAAACAAGCCUGACAGUAGGGGCGUUGACAAAGAGAGCAAAUGAUAAAUUGUCUAUCCAAUGUCACCUGUUAUUUUUUAUUUUUCUGAGCGGUUUCAAUGUCACAAAUAAAACAAUGUUGUUUAUGAACAUUAAUUUGUAAUAAAUUGAUGUGGAUAUAAAGUCAAGAA